This is a messenger RNA of Trichoderma breve, 2358 nucleotides long. RefSeq names its product HECT-domain (ubiquitin-transferase) domain-containing protein. The transcript has 9 exons. The record is from RefSeq and is a predicted model, not a curated record. Lineage: Eukaryota; Fungi; Ascomycota; Sordariomycetes; Hypocreales; Hypocreaceae. Gene Ontology annotation, molecular function: protein binding; ubiquitin protein ligase activity. Gene Ontology annotation, biological process: ubiquitin-dependent protein catabolic process. Bases 1 to 2358 code for a protein of 785 amino acids.
AUGGCGAGCCGAAACGAUUCUGGUAGACCCAAUCUGCGGAUUACAAUCAUCGCCGCCGAUGGUUUGUACAAGCGAGAUGUCUUUCGCUUCCCGGAUCCCUUUGCUGUAGCGACCAUCAAUGGAGAGCAGACCAAGACGACGACUGUGAGCAAGAAGACGCUCAACCCUUACUGGAACGAGAGCUUUGAUUUUCGGGUCGACGAGGGAAGCAUCCUGGCCGUCCAGGUCUUCGAUCAAAAGAAGUUUAAAAAGAAGGACCAGGGUUUCCUUGGCGUUAUCAAUAUCCGAAUCGGUGACCUGAUUCCAGAAGUCGGACCCGAAGCCGACGAUCAAAUGAUUACGAGAGACCUGAAGAAGUCGACUGAUAACCUCGUCGUGCACGGCAAACUCAUUCUCAACCUAUCUUGCAACCUUAGCACCCCCAUUCGUGCAGGCCAAGCGUCAUCCAAUAGACCUACCCUUGGUGCGCCCAGUGCCUCCAACCUGUCGACCCUGUCCGCUCCGGCCGGUGACCGGCCGAGUUCUGCCAUGUCUGGUCCCAACGGCAACGCGCUUGUUUCUCAACCCAACCUCUCCUCCCACCAUCCCGCCAGUCUGAGCCCGUUUGAGGAUUCUCAAGGCCGUUUGCCUGCCGGUUGGGAACGCAGGGAGGAUAACCUCGGCCGUACAUAUUAUGUUGACCAUAACACCCGCACCACCAGCUGGAAUCGCCCGACGGCCGCCGGCGGCGCCGCGGAAACCCGAAACGAGCGUGAGGCCGUUACUCAGGUUGAACGCCAGAGACACCAAAACAGAACCCUGCCCGAGGAUAGGACCGGUACAAGCUCGCCCACUCUCCAGCAACAACACAAUGCCGCCCCUAACAGCCACACGGCCAUGAUGCAUACGGGUGCUACUCAACCCGGCUCCGGUGAACUUCCUCCAGGAUGGGAACAGCGCUGGACCCCCGAAGGACGCCCCUACUUUGUCGACCACAACACGCGGACCACGACUUGGGUCGACCCACGCCGCCAGCAGUUCAUCCGCAUGUACGGCCAGAACAACACCAAUGGCCAGAUUCAGCAGCAGCCCGUAUCUCAGCUCGGCCCUCUGCCUAGCGGGUGGGAGAUGCGUCUCACAAAUACGGCCAGAGUCUACUUUGUUGACCACAAUACCAAGACGACUACCUGGGAUGAUCCACGCCUUCCUUCAUCGCUGGAUCAAAACGUGCCCCAGUACAAGCGAGAUUUUAGACGAAAGCUCAUUUACUUCCGAUCUCAGCCUGCCAUGCGCAUUCUUAGCGGGCAGUGCCACAUCAAGGUCCGACGAUCACACAUUUUUGAAGACUCAUUCGCCGAAAUCACCCGCCAGUCUGCUACGGAUCUGAAGAAGCGACUCAUGAUCAAGUUUGACGGCGAAGACGGUCUGGAUUACGGUGGUCUUUCCCGAGAGUUCUUCUUCCUGCUUUCUCACGAAAUGUUCAAUCCCUUCUACUGCUUAUUCGAAUACUCAGCGCACGAUAAUUAUACCCUCCAAAUCAACCCUCACUCCGGCAUCAACCCCGAACAUCUCAAUUACUUCAAGUUCAUCGGACGCGUGGUUGGUAUGGCCAUUUUCCACCGACGAUUCUUGGACGCCUUCUUCAUUGGUGCUCUCUACAAGAUGGUGCUGGGCAAGGGUGUCACGCUGGCGGAUAUGGAGGGUGUAGAUGCAGAUUUCCAUCGUUCACUGCAGUGGAUGCUGGAUAACGACAUUUCGGGAGGUAUUCUCGAGCAAACAUUCUCCACGGAAGACGAGCGCUUCGGAGUUUUGACGACGGAGGAUCUGAUCCCUGGCGGUCGUGACAUUGAGGUGACCAACGAGAACAAGAAGGAGUAUGUGGAACUCAUGGUCAAGUGGCGUAUCGAGAAGCGCAUCGCCGAGCAAUUCCAAGCCUUCAAGGAGGGCUUCCAGGAGCUGAUCCCUCAGGAUCUCAUCAAUGUAUUUGACGAGCGUGAGCUCGAACUGCUCAUUGGCGGCAUUGCUGAGAUUGACGUCGACGACUGGAAGAAGCACACAGAUUACCGCGGAUAUACGGAGUCCGAUGAGGUUAUCCAGAACUUCUGGGCAACCGUACGGUCCUGGGAUGGCGAGCAGAAGUCGCGUCUGCUGCAGUUUACCACGGGUACCUCCAGAAUCCCAGUCAACGGCUUCAAGGACCUUCAGGGCAGUGAUGGCCCCAGAAGAUUCACUAUUGAAAAGGCUGGUGACUUGACUAACCUACCCAAGGCGCAUACUUGCUUCAACCGAAUUGAUCUGCCUGCAUAUAAGACAUUGGAAACGCUACAACAGAAGCUUACUAUUGCCGUUGAGGAGACCAUGGGCUUUGGCCAAGAAUAG